UCCUCCCUCCCCAGACGAGCAAUAGCCUUUCUUUUAGCCUUUCCUCGCACCCGCCCCUGCAUUUACCAUUUUGCCCUCGCCGGCGGUGCCGACCACCCACCACCGCUUCCGGCGAAACAACCGCCUUUAAGAGCAAGUGGUAUCCCAUGGCAGCCAUAUCGUCGCUUCCCUUCGCGGCGCUGCGCGGAGCUUCCGACUGGAGGCCGUCGUCGACGGCGGCGGCCGUUCCCGGCGCCGUUGCGCUCAGCUUAAGGGCUCAGCGGAGCUCGCGCUCGGUGGUGCGCUGCGUCGCCACGGCGGGGGAUAUUCCACCUACUGUAGCAGAAACAAAGAUGACCUUCCUCAAGUCAUACAAGCGCCCUAUCCCAAGCAUUUAUAGUACAGUCCUACAAGAACUUUUGGUACAGCAACAUCUAAUGAGAUACAAAAAAACCUAUCAGUAUGAUCCUGUAUUUGCUCUUGGCUUUGUCACCGUCUAUGAUCAGCUCAUGGAAGGCUAUCCCAGCAACGAGAACAGGGAUUCCAUCUUCAAGGCAUAUAUAACAGCGUUAAAUGAGGACCCUGAGCAAUACAGAGCUGAUGCACAAAAGAUGGAAGAGUGGGCACGUUCCCAGAAUGGUAAUUCAUUAGUUGAGUUUUCUUCCAGAGAUGGAGAAAUAGAGGCCAUUCUGAAAGAUAUAUCAGAAAGGGCCAAGGGUAAGGGAAACUUCAGCUACAGCCGGUUCUUUGCGGUUGGCUUGUUCCGUUUGCUUGAGCUCGCAAAUGCAACAGAGCCAACAGUACUAGACAAGCUUUGCGCUGCUCUAAACAUCAAUAAAAGAAGUGUGGAUAGGGACCUUGAUGUUUACCGCAACAUACUCUCGAAAUUGGUUCAAGCCAAGGAACUUCUCAAGGAAUACGUGGAUCGGGAGAAGAAGAAGAGAGAAGAAAGAUCAGAAAUCCCCAAGCCGAACGAAGCUGUUACAAAAUUUGAUGGAAACCUUUAUUCCAUGAGGCAUUAGCUCAGCCUUUUGCAGAGAACUUCCCCUGAUAACAGAAUUAACAGUUACAUCUGGACUACGUUGAGAAACUGUCAAGGUUUCCCUUUCAUCACACAGACAUCUUUGGCUGCUCGUCGUGUGGUCUAGCAUUCUGCCGUACAAAAGGAUCCAGAUUAUUCUUAAUAUUGAACAAAUAUCUUGUACUUUCUCCUUUCUGUUUUCAAAUGUAUUCAUUAUCUUCGCUCGUUUGAAAUCAUAUGAAGAGGUUUGUGGGGAUCAAUGUUACUCAUAAGCUGAGAAAUAUAGCUUACUUGUUUUGUA
This is a messenger RNA of Phragmites australis (common reed), 1301 nucleotides long. RefSeq names its product protein THYLAKOID FORMATION1, chloroplastic. Gene Ontology annotation, biological process: protein import into chloroplast stroma; thylakoid membrane organization; photosystem II assembly. NCBI's taxonomy places the organism in Eukaryota, Viridiplantae, Streptophyta, Magnoliopsida, Poales, Poaceae. Gene Ontology annotation, cellular component: chloroplast thylakoid. Bases 147 to 1001 code for a protein of 284 amino acids. The transcript is spliced from 5 exons. The record is from RefSeq and is a predicted model, not a curated record.